Molecule: messenger RNA, 2229 nt
Organism: Actinia tenebrosa (Australian red waratah sea anemone)
Lineage: Eukaryota; Metazoa; Cnidaria; Anthozoa; Actiniaria; Actiniidae
Source: RefSeq, a predicted model, not a curated record
UGAAAUGACUUUUCAAACAUUUACCAAAAAGCGAAGAAAAUUAGAUUUCUGACAGUUACUACUAUUAUUUUGAUGCUUUGAAGACUUAGGCAAACCUUUUCUUUACUUUCGAUUUAAUUGAGACCAUUUUUAUAGGCCAGUGUUUGUUUGUUGGGUUGUCAAGGUGCUCAUUACGUACAUUAAUUAGUUAGGCAAAUAUACCAAUCCAAUAUGGUGGAUCUUAUUAAUCCUUAUUCUUUCAGUUUUUAGCCGUAUUUUCGAUUGAAAAUGCCUCAGUCUUUUCUAAAACUAAGCUAAAAACCUACUGAUGCUAGAGAAAUACUUAUUUUUAAAGCCAAACUUUUCAUCUCAGGACGGCAUGCCGUCAAAUUAUUAGUCGAUCCAUUCCGGAAUUACGUAUUGAAUUCGAAACGUUUAAGAUUUGAAGUCUUCUAGUUGUUCUUCAAUCUCGUCUUCGUCUGAACAUGGGCUGUGGAUCUUCUGCUUCUGAACCAGUACAUGUUCAACAUGUACAGCCAAUUCAGCAAGUACAGCACCAUCCUCCACAACAAGUAGCUACCACAACACACUACGCAGGAGCACCAGGACCACAGUAUCCUCAAGCACGGUAUCCACAACAACGAGGUCCACCUCCUGGCUACCGACAACCCUACCCCCAACAAACUGUAGGGUAUGUUCAGCAACCUAAUGCGGUGGUUGUGCAAGACCGUGGAAGCUCCGCUGGAGAUUUUAUGGUUGGAAUGGCAGCAGGAGCAAUGAUGAGUAAUGCUAUGCAUGGGCCUCACUAUGGCUAUCACCAUGGUUACCAUGGUUACCAUGGUCACGGUUUCCAUGACCACCACCAUUCAACAGAAGUACAUCAUCAUGAACAUUUCCAUGAAGCACCAGACCAACAAGGACAGGAGUUUGACUAUGGGGUUGACCCUAAUGGUGGGGGCUAUGAUGGUGGAGGCUAUGAUGGUGGUGGAUAUGACGAUGGCGGCUAUGAUGGUGGCGGCUAUGAUGGUGGUGGUGGCUUUGACGGUGGGUUUGAUGAUGGUGGUGGAUUCGACGGUGGUGAAUAAGGACAAAAUGACCUUUUGAAUAAAUGCAAUUUCAAAGAAACAUCUACUCAAUACCUUGUGUGGUAUGGUGCAAGAGAUGAAUCAAGAAUUUUCUAAGAUCCUGGCAUUGAUAUGUUUCAAAGUUUUGCAUUUUAUAUAUAGUGCACAUAGAAAUAUUAAUAUAACUACUCAUUUAGUUACACAAUUAGGGUGUUUUGUAUGUAAUUAUUAUUUUAACUGCUCUCAGUUAAAAAGACUAUUAUUGACAAAUGAUGAUUGUUUAAUCUCCCCAAGUAUACUUCUAGUACAUGAAAAUGCCUGGCUAUACAUCAGUAAUGGGUGAUAUUGUCCAAGGUAGGAUUCAUGAGUAAAGAAAAAAUAAUAAUAAAAUGGAAAACAUUUAUCUAGAUAAACUUCACUUGGCUUACUUAAACACUCUCAAAUUUAAUUUCCAUCAAUUUCAGUUGUUGGGUUACCUGUGGUAUUUGUGCAAGGUACGGUCACCCUUCUAAAAAAAUACAAAAAGAAUCUGCUCAUAGACAUUUGCAAGAAUAGGACCUUUGCACGAUGGCGUCAUUGACCUAUACUACCAGAAUCCCUUGCACACUUUCUUUUGUUCAGUUWAUUASCACCAAUUGUCUUACUAUUCUCAUGAGGGAAUACAAAUUUAAAAUAAAAAAAUUUCGCGAAGCAUUAUGGUAGUGGGAGUCAAAUGACGCCGUCGUGCAAAUGUCCUAUUAUAUUUGAUGUUUUAGUGGUGUAGCUGAGAAGCUUCAUAGGCUUUGAACAAACCAACAUUUAUUUAAAAACUUCUUCUAAACUGCACGAGUCGAGCCUUGUUUUGGUUACCACAGGCAGCCCAAGGCAAUGGGGAUAAAAUGAGAUGACUUUAAGUCAUAUAAUGUUUAAAAACACUCCUGUGACAGGAGUUACAAGCAGUGGACAUUUGAUAUAUUUUAAUUAGGUUUUCCAUUUGGCCAUGCAUUAUUUCAGUCAUCAAGCAUUCAGUGCUACAUACAUUCAAACAAUUUUUUGAAAUUGGUAGUUUGAAAUGGAAAGCAAUUUACCAGGCCAACUUUAUGCAGCCACAUUUCUUGUGAAUAAAUACACUUAACUAUUCAACAAUUUAUAAUACUGAUACAGAUGUAAUUCAAUUGAAAUUAAGAUCAUUAAAAUUUAUCAUUUA